CGCCAACCGUGCUGCUGGAUCCAUCGUCGUGACGGUGAUGUUCGUAGGAAUCGUACGCGUAGGUCCGUUCUUCUCUACCCGUCCGAUUCAGUUAUGCAAAUAGUCGAAUGUUUGCAGCGAUUAUUUUCUGGGGUGUACACGUUGAAUCCUAGUUACUAGUAGAUCCUGUACGGCUAAAGAUACUAUGGAGAACGACGUUAAAGAUGAACUGAAACAGCCAGACGAAAAUCGGGGUCCGUUGACUUUGGACUCACUUCUAAAACAAAUAGACGAACUGCAAUCAGAGAAAAAAGAGUUUGGCUUGCAACGUGCCAAAAUGAAGGGGUUUUUACUACAAAAAGAAGAGGAACUCAAGCAUAUGUCUAGUAUUUCGGCUGAAUUGAAGAGGUUACAAAAUGAAUUAGACGAGUCCCAGAGCCAGCACACUGUAACUAAGCUAGAAAUGGAAGGCAAGUUUGAAGAACAAACUCGGAAGUAUAACGAGGAAAUUUCAUCAUUGCAUAAAGUCCUUGCUGAAACUUUGGAAGAAUCCAGGAGGCGUGAAAAUGAAACUAAAAUGUAUAAAACAAUGAACGAAAAAUUGGAAAACGAGUUGAAAAAUUGCCGCAAUCAAAUGUUGAUUGGCCAGCAAGGAAACAAUAUUCUGGGUGAUUCAACUCCACAACAAAUACUUAAUGUCCCAGGCACUGUUCUUUCUGCUAUUGCUAGAAAAAUGACUAAUUUAACUUCUAGCAUUGAAUCUGAUGACUACAGAAAAUCUCAAGAUGAUGAAGAUAACGUUUAUAAAGCUCUUGUUGAUCCAUUGAAAGAAGAAGUUGAAGCCUUGAAAGAAAAAAUUAGAGAAAUGGACACUGAUAUCAAUUGCUAUAAAACAAAAUUAUCUGAGUCAAAAGAAAAUAUUGUGAAACUCACUGCUAAUAAUUCUCAAGAAGAAUCAUCUAAUUCUUCAGCAACUGGUGAUUUUGUCUUCCUAAAUUCUUCAACUGGCGAAAAUAAUAUGGUAAAAUGUGAACAAUGUUCCUUGUACAAAACCCGUGUGAAUGAAAUGCAAGAACAAUUAAAUGAAGCAGAUAAACGUCUUCAUUCUAUGGACAAGAUCAAGGAUGAACAUGAUAAAGAAACUAUUUAUCGUAAGCAGAUGGAAGAAAAAUGGAAUGAAAAAUUAGAAGAACAUAAAAAUAAGGUACAAGAACUAAAGAGUUUCUCUGACCAUUCGCAUGAAGUACUGAGUGAUCUUAAAAUGCAAUAUGAACAGACAGUCAUAGAUUUUCAAAAUGAAUUAAAACUUUGUACAGAAAAUGGUGCUAAAAUGAAGCAGCAUAUAUUAAAACUUGAAGAAGAAAAUCAUAAUUUCAAAGAGAAACACAUGAAAUUCUCUGUGCAGUUACAAAAUGAAGAAAUUAAUUUACCCAGUUCAAUAGUGGAACUUCAAGAGUAUUUGUUAAAACGUAACGAAGAACUUAUAGCCAUGUCCAUAGUAAAAGAAUCCAUUGAAGAAGAAAUUAAUAGAAUAAAAAAUAGCGCUGCUAUUUAUGAGAGCCAAGUGCAAGGACUGAAUUCAUCAGUAUCUUUUCUAGAAAAACAAUUAUUGGAAGAAAGAAGUCGUUUUUCUGAGGAAAUAAAAAAUACAAAUCGAUGCGAAAAAGAAUUGAUCAGCUGUCGCACUCAACUGGAUAAUGUUACUAAAAGAAAGACUGAAUUAGAAUCUAUGGUUCUUGAACAGCGAAAUAAAAUUGUUGCUUUACAAACUGACCUUACCAAUAGUGAAGAAGUGCAACGUGAUUUUGUUCGAUUAUCCCAGUCGCUUCAACAAGAACUUGAACGUAUACGAGAAUCUGGAACAUCGGUGCGAUGGGAACAUGAAGAAGAUAUUACUGACUGUCGUGAUUGUAGUGCUGUUUUUUCUGAUCCUAGGAUUCGAAAAGACCAUUGUCGACAUUGUGGUAGAAUAUUUUGCCCAUCAUGUUUGUCUAGAACUGUAAAAAGUGGACCAAAUAUGAGAGAUUCUCAUGUUUGUCGAGUUUGUCACACUUUAUUAGUUCGUGAUUCAGCACCGUAUUUUAGCACUGAACCACCUCAUCAGUUUAACUAAAAAAAAAAAAAAACCCCAAAAUAAACGUU
This is a messenger RNA of Sipha flava (yellow sugarcane aphid), 2121 nucleotides long. RefSeq names its product early endosome antigen 1-like. Lineage: Eukaryota; Metazoa; Arthropoda; Insecta; Hemiptera; Aphididae. Gene Ontology annotation, biological process: endocytosis. Gene Ontology annotation, cellular component: intracellular membrane-bounded organelle. The record is from RefSeq and is a predicted model, not a curated record. The coding region runs from base 185 to 2092 and encodes 635 amino acids. Gene Ontology annotation, molecular function: metal ion binding; GTPase activator activity. The transcript is spliced from 15 exons.